AUGAAAAAAAAUAAAGAUGCAUAGCAUGGUUCAAUCUUACCAUUUUUUGCUUGUCUUUGCAAAAAAAAAGAAUAUAAAACUCUUUCAUCACUCUCUAACCACAUUAAAAAUGAACAUGAAGAUAUGCAGACUGAAUUUAGAGAGUCAAGGGGAGUUCCAUUAGGUAGAGUUAAAAAGAUAAAUAAAUACUAAAAGAUUUUACUUUAAAAAUUGUUCGAAGAAUAAUAUAAUGACAAUCUAAAAUAUUCUAAUUAAGAGAUCAGAGAUAUUUUUAAGGAAAAUGUAGGCUUAGUUUCUGAAAUAGUUCAAAAACACUAAGCAUAACAGUUUGAAGAUUAGCUUUUAAGAGAGAAUAUAAAAUUGCAGCCAUUCUGGAUAAAGAUAAAGAGAAACAAGGUAAAUAUGGUUAUGAAAAAAUAUUAUUUGGCUUUUUUAAUUUCGACUUGCAAUAAGAACAUAGUCCUUCAAUAAGAAUAUAAAAAAGAUGAAGUAUUUCAAAAUUUAGUUAAUUCAUUUUAAGAUGAUAAUAUAGGCAAAAAUAAUUAUCAUCAAUCAUUAUUAAGUGGCGUAAAGUUGGAACAGAUAAAGGAAGAGAACUAAUGA
Molecule: messenger RNA, 603 nt
Organism: Tetrahymena thermophila SB210
Lineage: Eukaryota; Ciliophora; Oligohymenophorea; Hymenostomatida; Tetrahymenidae
Product: zinc finger, C2H2 type family protein, putative
Exons: 1
Source: RefSeq, a predicted model, not a curated record